Salvelinus sp. IW2-2015 is the source of this 4102-nucleotide messenger RNA. The record is from RefSeq and is a predicted model, not a curated record. Lineage: Eukaryota; Metazoa; Chordata; Actinopteri; Salmoniformes; Salmonidae.
UAGUAACCGAAAGGUUGCAAGAUCGAAUCCCCGAGCUGACAAGGAUUGUUCCUGUUUGGACUUGAAUGGGGUAUAUAGACUGCUGCAUCCUGCAGGUGAUGACAACACCAGACCGCUUGGCUCGACCACCACUGGCAGGGUUCAGUGAUGUGCUGAUCAAUUGUCAAUCCCUGUGGUUACAUCUGUGGGGGUUGAAAUAUUUUUGGGCUGGGUUGAAUGGUUUAUUUAAAAAAUAUAUAUAAUCAUGACUAAAUCUUGAGCAUUUCAGACAGGCUGAGAUUAUUUGGCAUUUCUAACUUUUCAUUUUGGUCGGUGCAGUCGAAUAUAAAUCCCGCCAGUUGGGAGGGUUUAUUAGUAAUUGCGUGUGAACAAACAGCUGACCUGUACCACUAGUUCAUAUGAUCAUUGCAUAAUCCUGACAUGUCAGUGUUUCUGAACAAAUGUACCACAAUGAAAUGAUUGUAUUACCUCAAUUGUGGGCCAAACUGCAUGAAAGUGACUUUCAAAUGUUGUCAAAUAAAAAUAAAUCCAUAAUUGAUUGUUUUUGUUUGUUAAAAAGAUGAUAGUGCAACAGACUUAAUCAAAUUGCUGUUACCCCCAAUGACCCAUGUACAAUAAAUGCGUUGGAGUACAGAGUAGUGUAAGUGUUUAAAGGUCAUAUUUGGGGGGAGACAGUUUGGCAACCCGGGCCUUUAAAUGAGUGCCAAUAAUACCUAUUUGACUGUCUAAUUGGACGGUUUAUUUGAAAAUGGCAGGGAAUAACGUUUUGCGACUAAGUCUUUGCGGUCUCGGGGGUAGAUAAUGCCACAUUGUGCAAAGUUAUUUAAUGCAUGAGCGGUAUGAACCAACCCGGUGGGGGCGCCUGUGAGGUGCAGAGCUCGAGCCGGUCCAGGAUUGGCCAAUGGAAUGCCACAGCUGUUCCUGGAUAAACUCAUGUUCCUCAUGGCGAAAGGGAUUCAGAAGGGCACACCAGGAAUCAAGAGAGCAGUGCGCCCCAAAACGGAACUUUUGCUUUUUAUGCGAGUGGCGUUUAACCUUUUAAGCAGAUACUACUUGGGCAGGUAGUCAUUGAUAUAUAAAUUAAUUUAAACGGAGGAUAACCAUACCGAUAUAAUUGAUUGUACAAUACAUUGGAUUAUUACGUCUGACUUGACAGUGGACCAAUUGUUUACAUCAGUUCAGUGGAAAGCAUCUGGCUGGCAGAGGAGACCCAACAUAACCAAAUUAAACCGCAGUUGCUGAAAAUGUUCUCUACGAAUGGAUGUCUGGCUGUGUGUACAGUUAUAUUUAUUCUGCUGUCAUCAAGUGAGGCUAGAGGUCCACCGUGGGUGAGUCGUCAGGUGGAAGAGCGUCAGACGGCCAGGCUGGGGCGGACGGUGCGGCUUGCGUGCCCCGUAGAGGGUGACCCUCCUCCCCUGGUGCUGUGGGUGAAGGAUGGGCGUAACGUCCACCCGGGCUGGAGCCGCUACCGGGUGCUAAAAAAGAGCCUGAAGAUCAAAGAGGUGGAGCUGGGGGACGCGGGGGUGUACAUGUGCCGUGUCACCAACGGCUUCGGAAGUAUCACUCUCAACUACACCCUCAUCGUCAUGGAUGACACAGCAGCGAGCCAGACAGACGCUCCACCUGCCAUAGUGGAACCCAAUGCUGAGCUCACCCAGCUUGACCCUACAGGAGAGCCCUGGGUAAAGCCUCGGUUUAGUCAGCCCACUAAGAUGCGCAGGCGGGUGCUGUACAAGCCGGUGGGCAGCUCAGUGAGGUUCAAGUGCCAGGCCAGCGGCACCCCUCCUCCCGUCAUCACCUGGUGGAAGGACCAGACCCCGCUGCCACCCCCGCGCCAGGGCAAGCGCCCCCAGUGGACCCUCACCCUAAAGAACCUGCAACCCCAGGACAGUGCCAAGUACACCUGCCAUGUCUCCAACCCAGCCGGGCACAUCAACGCCACCUACAAGCUGGAUGUCAUCGAGCGCUCUCACUGCAAGCCUGUUCUGACCGGCACCCACCCGGUCAACACCACUGUGGAGUAUGGUGGCACCGCCUCCUUCCAGUGUAAGGUCCACAGUGACGUGAAGCCUGUGGUCCAGUGGCUGAAGAGGGUUGACCCAGGCACAGAGGACCGCUAUAACUCCACCCUGGAAGUCGGAGGGCAGCAUUUUGUGGUUCUGCCCACAGGGGACGUGUGGUCCCGGCCUGACGGCUCCUACCUCAACAAGCUGGCUAUCAUCAAGGCCCAUGAUGGGGAUGCUGGGAUGUACAUUUGCCUGGGAGCUAACACAAUGGGUUACAGCUUCCGCAGUGCUUAUCUCACCGUGCUGCCAGACCCUCAGGUGGAGAACACAGUGACUCCUCCACACCUGAGCUCCGGCCUGCCCUGGCCUCUGAUUAUUGGCAUCCCUGCAGCAGCCCUCCUCAUCGUAGGCACCAUUGUACUCUGGCUGUGCCACAGCCGCCGACGCCACAACACCUUGCCCCCCCGCCCCAUGACCAUAGCCCACCGAGACCAACACAUCUCGGACAAAGAGCCCAGCACCAACACCCCCUGUAAUACCCUGAAUAGCCCUGACUACCCCAGCCAUAGACUGGUGGGCCUGGGARCCCCUGUCCUUAGUGGGCCCCCUAAGAUUUACUCCAACGUUUACACAGACAUGCACUCGCACACACACUUGGAUGGUAAGGUCCAUCAACACCAGCAUUUCCACUACCAGUGCUAACCAGCCCCCUCUCAUCCCACAACACACCUACGGCCUUGUUUCCUAGCCACUGCUGCUAUUCUCACCCAACAAUGGACUAUGAGCAAGGUAGAUGGAAACAAGGAAAGGCUUGUAGUUCAUAUCAUGGGAGGUGUAGUUCAUAUGAACUACACCUCCCAUGAUAAGCAGUGCUAAAACACCAUACAGUGUCAAAACCUUUACCUGGGAUACGCAUAUUACUAAGACUAUUUCUAUUUGUAGAAAUACAGCUUCAUUGAGAAGUCUCAGGGCGAGAAAUACCCUCUCACAUGUGUGCUAGAGUCAUUUCUUUAUUAUGUUUUUUUAUACUAGUCAACCAAGAGCAAASUCUAAUUGUAUUUUAAAGGAUGAAAAUUACUUACAAAAAAGAUUUAGAUGUCUUUGGAUGCAUGUAGCCCUGGAUAAAUCAUGAAUUAGUUAAUAGGAGAAAUUACCAGGUUUAGGUUCAAUUUAGGUCAACUGAAAUUUGAUUAAAGGUAUUCCAAUUUACACAAAUGAACAUUUCUAAUAGAAUUAAUCCCAACUCUGGAAUGUACAAUUGUAUYACUAUUUUUUAACACUCAUCUAAACAUGUACCGGUAUCCAAACUCCCAAAGCAUUAAGUAAUAUAAGAAACUUUUAAGUUUGUGUAAAUUGGAAAAUGUAACUCUGACAAAUUAAAAUCUCAACAAAAUGUUUACAAAUGUGAAAGCUUUUCUAUUCUCAUUAUAGCAGCACAAACUGUGCUGUUCUCGGUUCUGAUUAGGUGGUAUUAUUGUUUCAUGUAGGGAAGUACAAUUCAUCAGGGAAAUUAGAUGGAUUUGGUGAUGAGGGCUUUUUUAUUUUUGUAUUCAGAUAUUGUAUAAUAUGUAUCCAACUAAAAAAAUCAGUAUUAUUAGGAGUAGUAUUAUUCACCCUAUGUGUAAGAUGCCAAAUUAUUUUACAGCGCUAUAGAUGUGUAUUUUACUUACAUUUCUUGUGAGGUAUAUUUUUAUAUAAGGUACAUGAGGAUGAGUAUUGUACCUGUGUCUAUUGGUUUUUAAAACUCACCAAAAAGCUAUUUAGUUGUUUUUACUUUAUUCUUCUAUUUUUCUUUUGGUAACCACCAUUAUUCCAGAUUGGAUUGACCUAUGGGUCAUUUAGUGAAAAUGACAAGUGUUGAUUGUAUUGUUCAGUUGAAUUACAACWUUAUGCUUGCCUAGUUGUCUCAUAUUUAAUUAAGAAUCUGACCAUAUGUAUACUGUAUAUAAGAUAAUGAUUACAAAGAAAAUGUGGUUUAGAAUUGCCAUGUUAAUCUUAUGCAAUUCCUCUGUGAAACAUUGCAUGCUGCAAACUCACCUCUGGUGCUCAUGUACAUUUAGUACUGUACAAUAAUAUUUUUGUAAUAAAUUGUUUUU